AUGCUGGCUCGCUCAUUAUUCCGUGUGGCGUCGAAUGCACGUCGAUGUGCUGGACCACUGGUGGCUACUACUAGUACUGAUAUUAAUAUGAUACAAACUGUUUGCUUUUCUGUGUCUCCUACGAUGCACGGUACGACAAUCCUGUGCGUUCGAAAAGGAGGCAAAGUAUGUUUAAUUGGAGACGGUCAAGUGUCACUGGGACAUACUGUCGUCAAACCUAAUGCUAAGAAAGUGCGACGGAUUGGAGAGAAUAUUGUCGCUGGCUUUGCUGGUUCCACGGCUGAUGCGUUUACGCUUAUGGAACGUCUGGAGGCCAAAUUGGACGAGUACCCGGGACAGCUCACACGCUCAUGUGUGGAACUGGCAAAAGACUGGCGAACGGACAAGUACUUGCGUCGUUUAGAGGCAAUUCUUAUUGUUUCAGACCUCAAGCAAUCGUAUACGCUGACAGGAAAUGGAGAUGUACUGGAGCCUUAUGAUGGUAUCAUUGGUAUUGGCUCGGGAGGGUCCUAUGCUCUGGCGGCUGCCCGUGCACUGAUUGAUCAAGAUUUGGAUGCAGAGACGAUUGCUCGCAAGUCGAUGCAGAUUGCCGCGGACAUUUGCGUUUACACGAACGGAAAUGUUGUAGUAGAAAUGCUGGAGGAGGGGAAGCACGAUGCUGGGAUGGAAAAAGAAAACAAAGAGUAG
Molecule: messenger RNA, 687 nt
Organism: Peronospora belbahrii
Lineage: Eukaryota; Oomycota; Peronosporomycetes; Peronosporales; Peronosporaceae
Source: the annotation of a GenBank genome assembly